Chironomus riparius is the source of this 413-nucleotide messenger RNA. The record is from the annotation of a GenBank genome assembly. Lineage: Eukaryota; Metazoa; Arthropoda; Insecta; Diptera; Chironomidae.
CAAUUUUCUCUCAGUCUAAGCAAAAUUGCAAGUGCAUAAGACUCAAUUGCUGUAUUAUUCAGACGGGAAAUUUUUUUGCUGUGAAAAAUUAUUGCUGACACAAUGGCAGGAGCUUCAGUCCAAAAUAUCGCAAAAAAUUUGCCAGAAGGCUUGAGGAAAAGCAUGGAAAAGUUUCAAGCUCCAAGCAGCGUUCCAAUCCAUUUAAAAGGUGGUCCAUUCGAUAGAGUUCUAUUCGGAAGUACUGUUGUUCUUUGUGGAUUAGGUGUUGUCGGAGUUCUCAGCUUUGUAUACUCAAUGGCCAAGAAGAAGUAAAUUAUCCAUCAAACAACAUUCACAAAACUUCUUAAUUAUGUCAAGAAAUAAAAAGUUAUUAAAAUUGAAAUAAAAAAUAAUAAUUUAGAUGAGAAAUUAAC